CAUUGUCUUCUCUGCGCCAGCCAAGCCCUAUAGUUCAGUAUUAUUUUUAUUUUUCUUGUAUUUUUUUCUUUUAUAUUUUCUUUCUAAUUUUGCCCAAUAAUUCCGAGUUUUGAUCUAUCCUUAGGACCUUCUUUUUAUAUGAGUUGGUAGGGUUAGAAAAAGGUGUGGAUCCAUCCUUGAAACAUCAAAUCUCAAAAAUUAGGGUUUCCCACCUUUGUUCAUCGCGCCAGUUCCCCACCUAUUAUACAUCUAUACAUACAUAUAUUUCUCUAUUUGUGAUUUGUAGAUCUUUUGAUUUUUUGUUUUAUCAUUGUUUGAUCCUUUUAAUGUCACAAAUCGGUCAAGGCAAUUGUGCGUAAUUUUUUUGUAAUCGGUCAAUUGUCGGUUUGUUUAAUUUGGGGACUUUUUGAUCAAUUUCGUUUUUAUCAUAUUCGGCGCUGGGUUGGGUUUCUCCUUGAUAUUAUAAUAUUGUUAGGGCUUUUAUUUGAUUUAAUAUGGAUAAAAAGAAGGCAGUGGCACCGCUUGUAUGCCAUGGGCAUUCUCGGCCCGUCGUUGAUCUGUUCUACAGCCCAAUCACUCCUGAUGGAUUCUUCCUAAUCAGUGCCAGCAAGGAUUCUACGCCAAUGUUGAGAAAUGGAGAAACUGGGGAUUGGAUUGGAACAUUUGAAGGGCAUAAAGGAGCUGUGUGGAGUUGUUGUCUGGAUAAACAUGCUCUCCGUGCUGCAUCUGCAUCUGCCGAUUUCAGCGCGAAAUUGUGGGAUGCAUUGACUGGAGAUGUUUUACAUUCAUUUGACCACAAGCACAUAGUUCGAGCAUGUGCCUUUUCAGAGGAUACACAUCUGUUACUCACUGGUGGUUUUGAAAAAAUUCUUCGGAUAUAUGAUCUAAACCGACUCGAUGCACCUCCAAGGGAAAUUGACAGCUCUCCUGGUUCAGUUAGGACAGUUGCUUGGUUACACAGUGAUCAAACUUUAUUGAGUUCCUCCGGUGAUGCAGGUGGAUUGAGGUUAUGGGAUGUGAGGAGUGGCAAAGUUGUUCAAACCCUUGAAACCAAGUUUCCUGUAACGAGUGCUGAAGUAAGUCAGGAUGGUCGAUACAUAACAACAGCUGAUGGUUCCUCUGUCAAGUUUUGGGAUGCUAACCACUUUGGAUUGGUGAAGAGCUAUGACCUGCCCUGCAAAGUUGAAUCUGCUUCAUUGGAACCAAAGUUUGGUAAUAGGUUCAUUGCUGGAGGAGAAGAUAUGUGGGUUCAUGUCUUUGAUUUUCACACUGGAGAGGAAAUUGGAUGCAACAAGGGACACCAUGGUCCUGUGCACUGUUUGCGGUUCUCUCCAGGAGGUGAAUCCUAUGCCUCAGGAUCUGAAGAUGGGACUAUCAGAAUAUGGCAGCUUGGGCCACUUGGUCAGAAUGAGGACAACUCCACAGCAAACGGGUCUAUUGCAAAUGCCAAGGAUGACAUGGGUGAGGUGACCCAAAAGAUUGAGGAGUUGGAUGUUUCAGAAACAAAGAAGACUGAAGAGACGCAGAUUGAUGGUGCGGUGGAGAAGGCUGCUGAUGCCUGAUUAGGAAUUUAAGGGUUUUGUAUGGUUUUGCCUCUUGGAAAGCUGUGACUGGCUUGACUUCUGAGGUUUUUGCUUAUGAAAUAUAAUUAAGCUUUUAAAAAGUGCUACGUAUUGUUUGCUUG
Messenger RNA from Nicotiana tabacum (common tobacco), 1684 nucleotides. RefSeq lists its product as uncharacterized. NCBI's taxonomy places the organism in Eukaryota, Viridiplantae, Streptophyta, Magnoliopsida, Solanales, Solanaceae. Gene Ontology annotation, molecular function: protein binding; RNA binding. Gene Ontology annotation, biological process: spliceosomal snRNP assembly. The record is from RefSeq and is a predicted model, not a curated record. Gene Ontology annotation, cellular component: SMN complex.